AUGGACAUGAUGGCGAAACAGCUGUCCCAGAUCGCGGUUUCUUUGAAUGAGAUACGGGGAAAUGAAGGGAAACUUCCUGCCACGGUCAAGCCACCCGACCGAGCAAACAUUAGUCACAUCACCUUGAGAUCCGGGAGGGGUUAUGAAGGGCCGACACUGGAGAUCGACGAGGAAGUACCCGCGCAAGCAAGUAAGGGGAAGGAGAGUCAGGUGUUUCAGGGAGAUAGCCCUAGACCCAGAGAAGUUCCUGUUCAGGAUGACCUCCAGAAAGGAGAUUUAGGGGGAUCUCUACCUCGAUCAGCUGAUCCAUUUUUCCUAGAUCCAGAGCCUGAGUUAGUAAGUAAAGAAGGAAGUAGGGAAGCUGGCGAACCCCCAGCUGGGAGUUCCACAAAUGCGGUUAAGCGGAUUUCUGCCUUUAGCAAGUUCAUCAAGGAAUUCAUAGCAGGGAAGACCAAACCAGAUGGAAAGAUCGUGAUCGGGGAGAACGUGUCAGCUGAACAAAUUGACAACUCCGAGUUGAGCCAUUUGAUCGAUCGAGAAGUUGUAGGGUGGUGUGCAGCAAUGAACACAAUGGAAUUGACAGAUGAGGAACUAACAGAGGCCAUCAUGGAUUUUUGCAGGAAUCCCGAGUCAGCUAGAUCAAGGGGAUCAGCCCAUGUGGCUAGUCUGGAGAAUUCUCCUGAGUCUGGGAAGGAAACAUUACCUGAUAUUGCAGAAAAAAAUCCCUUGCCCCAGGAAACGAAUAACACAAGGAAGGAACUGAAGACACUCCCACCACACCUCAAGUAUGCUUAUUUGGAGGAGGAUGAGGCAUUUCCAGUAAUAGUCAACAGUAACUUGACUGAGGAGCAGGAGAAGGAACUGUUGGAAGUGAUCAGGCGGAACAAGAAAGCAAUAGGGUGGACCCUCUCUGAUUUAGUAGGAAUCAGUCCUGAUCUCUGCAUGCACCACAUCCGUUUAGAAGAAGGGAUCAUCUACUCUAUUCCGGACAGUGAGUGGGUCAGUCCUGUCCAUAUGGUGCCCAAAAAGUCUGGAAUACAGGUUGUCAAGAAUGAUAAGAACGAAUUGGUGCCCACUAGGCUGGUGACAGGAUGGAGGAUGUGCAUUGACUAUAGAAAGCUGAAUGAGGCCACAAAGAAGGAUCACUUCCCCCUAUCCUUCAUUGAUCAGAUGUUAGAAAGAUUGGUUGGCAAAACAGUAUUUUUGCUUCCUUGA
Molecule: messenger RNA, 1215 nt
Organism: Salvia hispanica
Lineage: Eukaryota; Viridiplantae; Streptophyta; Magnoliopsida; Lamiales; Lamiaceae
Source: RefSeq, a predicted model, not a curated record